AUGCGCUGUGGUGUGCAAGGCACAGUGGACUACUGGGAGGCAUCCGUCGCACUGCCAGACCGUCUCACGAAGUCUGAGGACUUGCACAGCAUCGCCAGGGUCCUGUAUGGCGCCGACACAGCAAAGAUCGAAUGCUUCCUCUCGGAGACGGCCGCUAAACCCUCUUCGGCCUCGUUCUCAAUUCCGACAGGCAUGUUGCUCCUCGCAACGCCUCUGUCGUGGCCGCAGGACCAGGCCUACAAGACCUUCAUGGGAAGCCAGAGAUUUUGGACGAGGCAUCUGCAGCCGCUCUCUGUGGUGCAGCCGAAGUCCGUCGAGGUCACUGUGGUCGGUGGCGGCCACAGCGGGCACUGCAUCCAGAAUGGGAACGUCGGAAUCGACAUGUCCCACUUCGGUGAUGCAGAGUUUCGGGACGGCACGGUAGUGCUCGCCGGCGGCUGCACUCAAGGGGACAUCGUCCGUUGUCUGCCCGAAGGCUGGGUCGUAGCCAUGGGUGCGCGGCCGAGUGUUGGCAUGGGUCUCAUGCUGCAGGGCGGCAUAGGCCAUCUCACACGCGUCUUCGGACUCGCUUCCGACAACAUCCUGUCAGUCUCCUUGGUCACAUCAGGAGGAGAAGACGUCACGAUCGACGAUGACCGCCUUUGGGCUUUCCGAGGUGCGGGCACCAACUUCGGGGUCGUCUACCGCAUGGUAGUGCAAGCGCACCGGCACUCUGGGCAGACUUGGGCCCAGGACGAGGCUUACGACACCUUCGGGGCGGAGUUGCUGCAAGAGUACGGCGCAGUCUGCGGAGGCCUGUGCAACAGCCGCUCCCUUGACGGCUUUCUCAUGUGGGCGAGUGAGACUCAGCCGCAGCUCGUCACUUCUGCCUUCUCACUGGAGGAGGACUGCGCGCUGCAGUUUCCCUCGCUAGCGAGCAGAUCGGCUUCUCUCAUCGAAGGCUCAGGCCGCUACAAUAUGACGGAGAUGUUUGAGCGGGAGCUCUACAUGACCCCAACCUUCGACACAGCCCGCGUGGGGGUGAGCGUGAAGGCCCGAAGUUACAAGCGCUGCCUUUUGCUGGGAACCAUGACAAGAUCAUUGGCACUGGAGUUGGAACAAGUUAUGGACUCCGUGCCCUCUCCGAAGCUGUCAUACAUCCACUUGGUCCAUUGCGGCGGAGUGGUAAAGCAGGAUUAUCGCGUCACCGCGUUUGCCAAGAGAGACUGGGAGUUUGCGGCCGUGAUCACAGGCAUGUGGCCAGAUGGCAAAGACUGCUCGUCGGUGGUGACAUGGGUCGACGAGUCCGUCCGUACGCUGCUGCGGUUUAGUGUGGGCGUGUACCCAGCAGAUUUGGGCCCGGACGAUAUCGCCCUUUCCCGGUUCUGUUAUGGUCCGGCAGAAGUCAAACUGGCACAGACCAAGCGGGAGUUUGAUCCCACGCUGACCAUCUCUGGAUUCCCCUUUGAGACGAAAGAGUUCGGUGCCUGCGUAGUGGUUACUGGGCGUGCUUGCGCCGGCAAGGACUACGUGGCGGACUUCGCAUGCAACCUCCUGGCCGGACUAAGGGUGCCCUCGAAGGUCCUGAGCAUCAGCGAGGCCUUCAAGCGCGAGUAUUGCAACGCAACGGCCGCGGACUUCGACCGACUUCGCCGCGACCGGAGCUACAAAGAAUCGCACAGGUCUUCCAUGCAGGCAUUCUACGCGAAGAUGAAGUCCGAGGAUCCCAGUUACCCGCGGCGCUGCCUCUGGCGCACGCUGGCGGAGGGCAACAAGGGUGGUGUGCUGUUCUUGACUGGCGUUCGGGAAAACCUGGCCGAUGUUCGGAAGGCUUGCGUGGCGACCCUCGUGGUGGAAGUGACAGCCAGCGAUUCUGCAGUUGCCUGCCGGGGUGGUCGACGGGUCGAAGGCGAGGGACCCUAUGAAUGUGACCUCAGCUUCGACAACACGAAGGAGGCCGACGAAAAACUCGAGCAGUGGUGUUGGAGCCAUUUGCUUCCGGCAGUCGUGCGGUCUGUGGUCGGAGAUCUGCCAGAUUAUCCCGUCCCCGGGAUCAUCUUCCGAGACAUUCAGAGCGUGUUCAAGCAUCGCUUCGGUCUCAAGCUGAUGACGGAAGUCUUUGUCCGGCAUCUCGAGGACGCAGGCAUCGAGGUGGAUGCAGUCGUUUCUGCUGAUGCCAUGGGCUUUACCGUUGGUGCCGCUCUGGCGGCGCGCCUUUGCACGCCUUUCAUCGCGCUUCGGAAGGCUGGCAAGGUGCCGCCACCCCUGCACCGAACGGAGUACGGAGGCUCCUUCAUCGCAGAGAAGGGCGAUCAUUAUAUCUCAGGUCAGCUGGAGGUCUCUCAUGGCCUCAUCCCACCGAAGGCAAGAGUCGCCUUUGCCGACGACUUCCUGGCCACCGGGCGCACGGCAGAAGCCGUUCUGCAGCUGAUGAAGCAAGCUGGCGCCGAGGUCGCCAGCAUGCUAUUCGCUAUCGAGCUGCCUGACCACGGUGCGCGGAAGUGUCUCCCGAGUGAUGUGGACAUCUUCUCCAUUGCGCAGUUUGAGGGUCUUUAA
Symbiodinium sp. CCMP2592 is the source of this 2535-nucleotide messenger RNA. NCBI's taxonomy places the organism in Eukaryota, Dinophyceae, Suessiales, Symbiodiniaceae. The record is from the annotation of a GenBank genome assembly.